Messenger RNA from Prunus armeniaca (apricot), 264 nucleotides. The record is from the annotation of a GenBank genome assembly. Lineage: Eukaryota; Viridiplantae; Streptophyta; Magnoliopsida; Rosales; Rosaceae.
AUGGUGGCACAAGCGUCCUUGCAGCCACCCUUACCGAAUCUGAAGCCCAAGCCCAACGGUGCUGAAGCUGUGCUCACAAACCAACAUUUGUGGCAAGCUAGUUCCAGUUCCAAAUUUUCUCACCGAACGGCAAGGACCCAGCUACAUACACUCACGGUAGUAGGCCCAGAUCACGGAUCAGCACAGCUUGGGAAAUUCAUGACACCAAGAACCGUAAAGCUCAGCUCCUCCACAAAUCCAAGACUUGUGUUUAUACCAAAAUGA